UGAGCAGCUAGCUACGGCCCUGUCGCAUCCUACUCCCUACCUUUGAACUUUAUAUAGGAAUUGCAAGAAUUAAGCUUCUCUAUAACUCUAUUCUUCUCUCGUACUUAGCUUGAUUAUUCUGCAUGCACUGAGAACAGUGAGAAGGCCGGCAAUGGCGGAUGAUGACUCAGUGGGAGGAGCCGGGACCAUUUCCCAGCUACUGUUCGAUGCUAACGACGUCGUUGUGAGCCUUGGGACGGGCUCAGACGGCUGCCUCAACUUCACUUCUUCCUCCUCCGGCCACCCUAACGCUUCAAAUAUGCUCUGUUUUGGUACAGAGGAUGAUUUACGACCCAUCAAGAACUUGAAGAAAAAGAGAAAAAAUAACGGGGAAGAAAUGGAGGAUGUAGAUAAUCAAAACAGGGGAAACUACUGCAAGAAGAAGAAGCCCAGUGGGACUGCCCAUGCCACAAAGGCAAAGAGGAGAGAGAGUCUUGGAGAUAGAAUUGCAGCAUUGCAGAAACUUGUGUCACCCUUUGGCAAGGGAGAUACAGCUUCGGUGCUUCAAGAAGCGAAGAGUUACCUAAGGUUUCUGCAUGAUCAAAUCCAAGCCCUCUCCUCUCCGUAUCUGAAGAACCAGCCGACUCCCCACGGCGGUGGCGGCGGCGGCGGGGAAGAAAACAGGGCCGGAUUGAAAUUAAGGAACAGGGGACUCUGUCUUAUCCCCGUCGACCUCACUUCGCCUAUAGCUUCUCAUUCUCCUCCAAACGGCGCUGAUUUUUGGUCACCCGCCGCCGUGUCCGGCUCAGCCCAAACAAAGAACCCGACCCACCGGAAUAAUUAAAAGAUUAAGAAAAGCGGAUAAUCAUUGCCUGCCUUACACAUUUUGUUUUUUGUUUCAAUCGGUCAAUGAUGAUUAGAUAGAUAUUGUAUAAUGUAGCAGCGAGCCAGUGGGUAUGAAGCUACUCGAAAUAUGGAUCCAUGCAUUUUUGGGCAGACGUUUUUAACUGGCCGGCGGGAAGGGUCAGAGUAGAAUUCAAGAAAUGUCAUCGGCUAUGAUCGGAAUGGGGAAAAAAGUAGAAAUGAUGAAUUAAUUGCGAAGUGUAUGGUUUUGGAAAGAUGCACAAGUUAAGUUAGCUUUCUUGUCAAACAUUGACUGAUGAUAUGUGAUAAUGGUGGGUUCUUUAAAAGCUAUGCGUUGCUUUUCUGGGUUAAACAGACAAGACUCUUCAAGCAUGGCAUGCCUUCCACUUGGUUUUUUCGUCAUCAUGAUGACUUCUUUCUCCUUUCUUUUUUACUGGUUGCCUAGCAAAGAAUCUUUCUUCAUAGUAUUACCGUAAAACUAUCAAAUAGUUUCUCGAACUUUCACAAAAAAGUCAAUUAAGUCCUUCUAUAAAAGACUCUGUUCGGUCGUCGCGAUUUGGGGCAGUUCUCGGUGG
Cuscuta europaea is the source of this 1418-nucleotide messenger RNA. Lineage: Eukaryota; Viridiplantae; Streptophyta; Magnoliopsida; Solanales; Convolvulaceae. The record is from the annotation of a GenBank genome assembly.